AGAGAGGGAGGGAGGGACAGACAGCAGCAUAGUCUUGUCAGAACUGCGCCGAUCUAAUGCGUCUCUCACAAACGAGCCAUUAAAAGCCGAUCAAGCGCUCGCAGUCUUCAAAGUUUGGAUUUCCUCAUCCCUCCCGUGCGUACUCUGUGCCAUUCCGAGCAGGUGGAUGCUGUCAUGCCAUUUGGGUGCCUUGCUCUGCGAGAUGGGCGGUCAUACAACAGCCUGUCAGACAUCACUGACAAAUACGAGAUUGGACAGGUCCUCAAGGCAAAAGAAUUUUGUGAGCUGUGCCUGGUAAAGGAACGACAGACGGACAAGGUCUAUGUGUGCAAGAAAUUCCUCAAGAAGGAUGGCAGGAAAGUGCGGAAGGCAGCCAAGAACGAGAUCAUGAUCUUGAAAAUGGUCAAACACCCAAACAUCCUGCAGCUGAUUGAUGCAUUCGAGACCAGGAAAGAGUUCUUCAUCAUACAAGAGCUAGCUACAGGUGGAGAUGUGUUUGAUUGGAUCUUAGACCAGGGGAACUACACAGAGAGAGAUGCCGCCAAUGUGAUCCGUCAGGUCUUAGAAGCAGUGUCAUACAUUCACUCGCUCAACAUAGUCCACAGGAACUUAAAGCUGGAGAACUUGAUGUACUAUAGAGAGAGCAACCACAACAAGGUCGUGUUGCGGGAUUUCUACCUGUCCAGGUUUGAGAACGGAUCAAUCACUGAGCCCUGCGGGACACCCGAGUACCUGGCUCCUGAAGUGGUGGCUCGUCAUCGCUAUGGAAGACCAGUCGAUUGUUGGGCAGUGGGGGUCAUUAUGUACAUACUGUUGUCUGGAAACCCUCCGUUCUAUGAUGAAACUGAGGAGGAGAACACUGAUAUGCACAACCGGAUAAUCUUCUGCCGCAUUGUUGCUGGAGAAUUUGAAUUUGAUUCACCAUACUGGGAUGAAAUUUCCCCUGCUGCAAAAGAGCUCGUCUGCAGACUUAUGGACGUUGACCCAAUGCUGAGAAUUACUGCACAAGAUGCACUUUCGCAUGAAUGGAUUGCUGGAAAUGGGGCUUCGGAAAAGAAUCUGAAGGAAGGAGUCUGUGCUCAAUUUGAGAAAAACUUUGCAAAGGCCAAGUGGAGGAAAGCGAUUCGUGUCACCACAUUCAUGCAGCGUCUCCGAGCCUCUGAAAUGGGAUCUUCUGAUGGGGUAGUUGAAGGCCAGGGUGAAGGGGUCAGAGCGGAUGGAUUAGAUGGCAAAGGGAUACAAACAGACUCAGGCGGCAUUUCUACUGUGAGCAUGUCCCAUGAGGUGUCCACCGAAAGCAGACCUGUGGAGAAUCAAGAAGGGGAGAAAGCAAGACACCUAAAAGCAGAAGAGAAAGAAGCAGAGACCCUUGCCAGAUCAAACAGCUCUUUAAAAGUACAAGCAGAUGAGCCGAACAAGAAAGAGUCUACCGAAGGCACUUCUGAAAAGGAGGACAAACUAUCAACAAGAGCGAGCCAGAAAGCAGCACCCAGCCAGCCUAUCAAGACCUCAGACAACCGAGAGAACAAUGUCCCCAAGGAGCCAGAGGCCACAACUGUUGGCAAUGUCGAGAAGAAAUCACCUUUCCCUGAUACUCCAAAUCGACGCAAAAUGGCCGCCAAUCUCUCGAUGGAUCAUGGCUCAUGUUCUGAUGCCAAAACCAGUACCUUGUCAGGAAAGGAACCACCUUUUAAAUCAGAAGACAAAAAAGACACAGUCCAUGAUAUGGCCAAAAAUAGCUGGUGUCAAACACAGCUCCCAGAAGCAGUUGCAGAGAGGCCAGUGGAAGUAGGGGCGACUUGCGAGGUCAAUCCUAAAAGCAGAGAGUUCAAGAAAGGACAAGCGGACAAGGGUAGCCAGUCUGUGAAAAACAUCCAGUGUGCAUAUGCAGGAUUGGGAUCUUCAAGUCUCGGCCAUGAUAAAACGGUAUUUGAGCAGGAGCUGCAAGAGAUGGUCCAUGGUGCAUCAGGGUAUGGUAGCCCGUACUGUCCAACCUACUCUGUUGGACAGUACGCUGGUUUAGAUCCCGGAAGUGGAGCCAGUGCGGAUUGGCAAAUGGAUUGUGUAAUCGAACAAAUUGAGAAACAAAUGGCUGCCGUGUUAGAGAAGAUCGAGGGGGACAUGCCUUCGUUGCUGGAGCAGAUCAGCGACCAUCCCGAGACCCUUCCGAGAGCAAAGAGUGCCAGCUCUUCCCCGUCACCCCGACCUCGCUCGUACCAUCAUUCGACUCCACCGCCCCUUCCCACCACACCUCGCCCAGCAAUGCCUUCUUUACCACACCUGACCAUCCCGCCUCCCUCGUACCCACCUCCUUCCCCACCCAGUCACAUCCAGGGUCACAGCCAUCCAACUGCCGAUGACAGUAACAGUGACGGCCAGAAGUCUACAAAGCGGUCUGGCCAAUCACCAAGGGGAAGUGUAUCAGGAAAAGGGUUGUAAAUAUGCUAAGAGAGUGUGAACGCUCAAGAAUAAAGUAUGUGCUCCAUGUAACAAAAUAUCUUUGGGAUAUGGAUUAUGGAUCCAUGAGUACAGCAUACGUUUUGGGGCUGAACAAUGAUCUUUGGGCUCCAACGCAAAGAGCCUUGUUAUUGAUUGUAUGUGAUGGAUAAGAAGCUUUUUUUAUGUGUAAAGAGGAAAGUAACUGAG
Molecule: messenger RNA, 2646 nt
Organism: Sinocyclocheilus rhinocerous
Lineage: Eukaryota; Metazoa; Chordata; Actinopteri; Cypriniformes; Cyprinidae
Gene: camkvl
Product: CaM kinase-like vesicle-associated, like
Exons: 11
Coding region: 175-2439 (754 amino acids)
Biological process (GO): protein phosphorylation; intracellular signal transduction
Molecular function (GO): ATP binding; protein kinase activity
Source: RefSeq, a predicted model, not a curated record